AUGAAACUGAUGCUGAAACCGACCGCGGGCAACCGGCUGCUCAAGGGCAUUGUGUUCGACAUGGACGGCACGCUGUGCGAGCCCCAGACGUGGAUGUUUGGCCAGAUGCGGGCCGCUCUGGGUAUCGACAAGUCGGUGGACAUUCUGGAUCACGUCCACUCGCUGCCCGAUCCCGAGCAGGAGGAGGCGCAGAUGAAGCUGCGAGCCAUUGAGACCAGAGCCAUGGUCGACAUGACCGCGCAACCCGGUCUGCUGCCGCUGAUGGACUACCUCAAGAAACACUCGGUCAAGAAGACCAUUUGCACCCGCAACUUUCCUGCUCCGGUCCAGCAUCUUCUGGAUGCGUUUCUGAGCGACCACGUGUUCGAGCCCAUUGUCACGCGCGAGUUCAAGCCUCCCAAACCCCACCCCCAGGGCAUCCUCAACAUUUGCAAGGAGUGGGGAGUGGAGCCUGGCAACGUCAUUAUGGUCGGAGACAGUGUCGACGACAUGGCUGCUGGCAAGAGCGCCGGCGCCACGACGAUUCUGCUACAGAGCGACGUCAAUGGCCAUUUGAACGCCGACCCUCGAACCGAUCUGGUCAUCAACAGACUGGACGAGAUUAUCGGGUUGGUUGAAGAAGGUAUUGAGCUGAAACAAUAG
Molecule: messenger RNA, 642 nt
Organism: Yarrowia lipolytica CLIB122
Lineage: Eukaryota; Fungi; Ascomycota; Dipodascomycetes; Dipodascales
Source: RefSeq, a predicted model, not a curated record